AUGCCUUCCUCGCCUUCACGCCGCUCACGAUCACCACGGCAACGUCAACGUCGUUCAAGAUCUCCACCUCACUAUCGUCGUAGAGAUUCCCAAUCACCACCAGCACGUUCUUCUCGUCGUCGCAGAGAUUCGCGAUCCCCAUCGCCACGUCGUUCCCAUCAAAGCGCGCCUCGUCGUCGUGGUUCACCUAAGCAACAUCGUCCACGUCAAAAGUAUGAAUGGGGUCGUCCUGAAGAUCGUGAACAAGAGAAACCAAAAGAACCAGAGAAACCUGCUGAGGAACCCAACUUUGGAUUAUCCGGCAAACUUGCAGCAGAAACCAAUACUGUCAAGGGUGUGGAACUAAAGUACAAUGAACCUCCCGAGGCUGCUAAACCAACGUUGAAAUGGCGAUUGUAUGUCUUUAAAGGCUCUGAACAGAUUGAUCUUUUGCAUAUCCAUCGUCAAAGCUCGUUCUUGAUCGGUAGAGAUCGAUUGGUAGCCGAUAUUCCUGUAGAUCAUCCAUCAUGUUCAAAGCAACACGCUGUUUUGCAAUUUCGACGAGUACCUGAAUCCAAUCCAGACACCGGAAAGACGCAAGAGGUCGUAAAACCUUUCCUUAUUGAUCUUGAUUCCACCAAUGGGACCUAUCUCAACAAUGAACAAAUACCAGGCACACGCUAUGUCGAAUUGCGAGCAAAGGACAUGAUACAAUUUGGUCACAGCACAAGGGAAUACGUAUUACUCCAUAGUUCAAGCUAA
This is a messenger RNA of Lichtheimia ornata, 741 nucleotides long. RefSeq lists its product as uncharacterized. Gene Ontology annotation, molecular function: protein binding; mRNA binding. The record is from RefSeq and is a predicted model, not a curated record. Gene Ontology annotation, biological process: mRNA splicing, via spliceosome; maintenance of RNA location. The coding region runs from base 1 to 741 and encodes 246 amino acids. Lineage: Eukaryota; Fungi; Mucoromycota; Mucoromycetes; Mucorales; Lichtheimiaceae. Gene Ontology annotation, cellular component: nucleus. The transcript has 4 exons.